AUGUCAAUCAACCAAUGGAAUUCUGACAUUCUCAUGGAACCCGCAAUCAACACAACAAUUCUGAACCGAUUAGGAUCGAAAGCAAAGUACUUUUCAAAAAGAGAAAAAGCUGUCACUAUUUCCAUUGAUGGAAUGUCCAUUAAGGCAGAACUGACCUAUAAUGCCAAGACUGACACUUUUGUUGGAUUUCCUGAUGAUGGUAAAAGCUCCAACUUAAACCUUAGAUUUUCAUUGUUCAAACAGCCAUAUCGUGGAGCGAUAACGGAAAACUCAUGCCAUUGGCCUUUCCUUGAACCAGCAAACGAAAUGCUUUUUCGUAUGUAUUACACAUCUAAGGAUUGUAUCGACAUUAAAAAGGUAUUAAAUAUUUACGAGCGAUGGGUAUACAAACAAAAAUUUACCAAAUUCUUGCAUCAGAACAGGAAAAAUGUUAAAGCUCGGCUGAAGGAGUAUCUGAAGCAUGAUGAUUUUAAAGUUGUGGUUUGUCACGAAUGUUUUCAUACAUUAAUUUAUAAAUUUUUCAAUGUGCUCAUUCAGUGUUUGUUUUAG
This is a messenger RNA of Ochlerotatus camptorhynchus, 549 nucleotides long. RefSeq lists its product as uncharacterized. The transcript is spliced from 3 exons. NCBI's taxonomy places the organism in Eukaryota, Metazoa, Arthropoda, Insecta, Diptera, Culicidae. The coding region runs from base 1 to 549 and encodes 182 amino acids. The record is from RefSeq and is a predicted model, not a curated record.